CAAGCGCCCACAACUUAAGUCUCUUAUUUCUUACCAUGAUCUGCUCGCGUACCGUAUUUCGAUGCUUUAAAACUCUGGAGCGACUGGGCGACCGUGUGACUGGCGCAGCUGGCCCGUUGUUUGUGGCAUUGGCUGUGAUAUUGAUGAGCAUUGGAACCGUGGCUUUCUUCGACGUAAUAUCGCCUAGCCUCCCUCUCCCUCUUCUUACGAUACCUCCGUGCGUCCUUGUGGCGGUCAACAUGUGGACACACUACUGGUGGGUAUGUACAGUCCCGCCUGGCUUCGUCGAUGGCGAUGUUUCCCCAAUACGAGGACUCUGGGCAGCCAAAAGGAAACGCGUAGGCGUCAAUGCAAGGACAACUAAGGCGGGGCUGACGAAAUGUAGCAAAUGUGCCAUGAUGAGACCAGAGCGCGCCCAUCAUUGCCGUAUAUGCAACAAAUGCGUACUAAAGUACGACCAUCAUUGUCCUGUGCGGAUCAAUCAAUGCGUAGGCCUCCAUAACGAGCGCCAUUUCGUCAUGUUCAUGGCUUACCUCGUUAUCGCCACGUUCGCUUUCGUUCUGUUCGGAUAUCCACAGCUCUUGGUCGCACUUGGUCUGGGCAUGCACGUUUCCUGGCGUUAUAGAGUGUCGUUGACAUUGUAUCUCCUCAUCUACAUCCUCUCCGCUGUACUUUGUCUCGCUGUGGGUAUCAUGUGUGCGUGGCACCUAACCGCCAUAUCCGCUGCCGAGACAUCUGUUGAGUCGCAAGAUUAUGAGGUGUACAAACGCGUCGCACGGAACCGGGGAGAUGUUUUCGUUAACAGUUAUGAUUUGGGUCGACGGAAAAACCUACAGCUCUUCUUUAAUCUCGAAGAAUAUCCCCUGUAUACGCUCAUUAUUCCUUUGAGGCUCCAACCGUAUACUGACGGUCGUUGGUGGGCACGAAAAGAUGGGUACGACGAGCAUGGUGGUAUUAGGAGAGGCGAGGAGUUGACCGACGACGACGACGACGAGUAAAUGUUAGAAUUAGUGGCAUGAUAUUGCUAUCGAUCAUACUUUUAUUGAAUUUGGACAAUGCAUUUGGGUAAUUUAUUCGCAACUGGAAAAUCUUGGUUUGUUAUGAAGGCAAAAAUGUCACAUUCUAAUGACUACUAUGAGGUAAACACUCUUGAAAUAGCAAGUUCGUGGAUUGGAGAGAAAAUUGUCCUGAAUACUUACACCGCCUGUCUCAUCCUCCACUGUGUUUCUCUGGAAGGCAUUUUGAAUAGGUUCCCAUAACUGAGAGUGCCUUGGGCUGGCAAAGAAAAAAAAUACAGAGGAGAAAGAAAUUGUGGCGAGCAAUGGAGGACAUCUAGAUGACUUUUCUCGACAGUGCCUGGUCUUAUCUCGUAUUUUGAUGAUCUAAUCUUCAACUUAAAUUUGGCAAUUCUGCCGCUUUGUCAGACACUAGAUU
Messenger RNA from Desarmillaria tabescens, 1434 nucleotides. Its product is annotated as DHHC palmitoyltransferase-domain-containing protein. Gene Ontology annotation, biological process: protein palmitoylation. Gene Ontology annotation, cellular component: Golgi apparatus. The transcript has 5 exons. Gene Ontology annotation, molecular function: palmitoyltransferase activity. Bases 36 to 998 code for a protein of 320 amino acids. NCBI's taxonomy places the organism in Eukaryota, Fungi, Basidiomycota, Agaricomycetes, Agaricales, Physalacriaceae. The record is from RefSeq and is a predicted model, not a curated record.